AUGGAGGCCCCGUUAUUCUAUGAUAAGGUCUUGGGCCAACAAUGGGUGGCUGUCAAGGACGACAACGGUUACAGCAUCAAGAAAACCAAGAUAUCUAUACCCCUGUCUGUUUCUGAGCCGCCGCAGCUCGAAAACCUAACUAUUAUUGAUUCUGUCAAAUCUGGCACUGGCCGCGAUGGCAAAGCCAGUAUAUACCACCACAUCAUUAAACCAACCCUUGAUCACCUCAAGGUACCCCACAAUUACGUUGUUACCACCAGUGGCGACACAAUAGGUGCUUUUUCUCGGCAAUUGACACAAGGAACACACAAGAUUGUGCUCAUUUCUGGAGAUACGUCGGUAAACGAGCUUAUCAAUAGUCUUUCAUCGGAUCAACAUGGCCAAAUCAGACUUGUGGUCAUCCCACUAGGUACGGGAAAUAGUCUUUCGCUUGCUCUUGGAAUAUCGAACGAGUUGGAAGCGGUGAAGCGGUUGGUGACAUCCAAUGAGUUCAAACCACUUAACCUCUAUACCAUUAAAUUUCCCGAGGAUCCCUCUUAUGUUCUCCACGAAGGCACUCAGGUGCGUCCAGCCCCAUCCGAAAUGAAGUUCUUGGUGGUGUUCUCAUGGGGAUUCCAUGCGUCCCUCGUGGCGGACAGUGAUACUGCUGAGAUGAGAAAGUUUGGUCUUGAGCGGUUUAAAAUGGCUGCCAUGAGUAAUUUAGAAGCUCCACAGCACUACGAGGGCACCACAAAAAUCAGUUCAGAUAAAGACACUCGGGAAGUGGCUGGUCCAUAUGCGUACUGGGUGUUGACGCCUUCCCGGCGGUUUGAGCCUACGUUUGAAAUAUCUCCACUGGGGAACAUUUUCAACGACGAGAUGUAUUUGGUCAGCUUUGGACCCAGAGACACCGACCAAACGCCGUACAUCAUGGAAAUCAUGACCCAAGCAUACAAUGGUGGAGCGCAUAUUCACAAUGGGUCUGUGAGUUAUGAACAAGUUGAUUCCACCCAUCAGGUGCGUCUUAAAUACCACCAGGACCAAGAAAACCGCCGUCGGUUCUGUGUCGACGGAGCGGUUAUUCUUGCACCCCCAAGCGGAGAAUUUAGGGUUCGGGCGUGUGGCCACAAGCAGCAAAAGUGGGAAAUCUUCGUGUUGGGGUAAUGGUGUUGGGCGUAAGAGAACAAAUCUCCGGGAUUAAUAGUGGGGGUGGGGGUGGGGGUUGCCUGUACGGCUGGUGUGUGGGCCAGGACAUCUUCAGCCAAGUAUAAGAUAAGCGUUGAUAGACGCAGACACUGGUAUAAUACGAUGUAUAGCUUCGAUAUCUAUUAUAUGACAAAUAAGGU
Molecule: messenger RNA, 1325 nt
Organism: Yamadazyma tenuis ATCC 10573
Lineage: Eukaryota; Fungi; Ascomycota; Pichiomycetes; Serinales; Debaryomycetaceae
Biological process (GO): transmembrane transport; carbohydrate transport
Cellular component (GO): membrane
Molecular function (GO): carbohydrate:proton symporter activity; kinase activity
Source: RefSeq, a predicted model, not a curated record